AUGCAUCCAACACCCUCUCUUGAUCAAGCCUACUCCAUGAUUAUUCAGAAAGAAAGUCAGAGGAAGAACAAUGAUUUAGUAAUACAUGGUGGUAUAUUAAGAAGUGCUCCUGUGGAUAUUGAUCAUACUGCACUAGCUUCUGCAAAUGCCUUCAAUGUUAAGCCUAAGAGAAAUGCUGGGUUAUACUGUGAUUACUGCAAAAUGAAGGGUCAUACGAGGGAAGGUUGCUACAAAUUGAUUGGAUACCCAUCUGGAUUCAAAUGCAACAACAGGAAAAUAGGAUCAUAUGAACAAUCAUCAGCUGUAGCACAUAAUGUGACUAUUGGGGAGGAAGUUAACGCUGGUGUGCAUAGGAAUGUUGUUCCAACUAUCCAUCCUUUCACUGCUGAACAAUAUCAACAAAUUCUCAAGCUACUGAAUAAGGAAAAGGGUUCUGAUGCCUCAGCCAACAUGGCAGGUAACUUUACUACUAACCAAAGACCUUGGAUUAUAGAUACUGGGGCUUCUAAUCACAUUAUUUCUGCCUUACAUCUACUAUCAUCAGUAUACCAUGUACCUGAACUCAAAUCACCUACUGUACAUUUACCAAAUGAAAAUAGUACUAAAGUUACUCAUACUGGAUCAUGUACUUUGCCUAACUCAGAAAUCCUUUAUGAUGUUCUUUAUGUUCCUGAAUUCCAAUUUAAUCUAUUCUCUGUUUCUAGAUAUACAAAAGAGUUAAACAGCUCAGUUCAUUUCUAUCCUGAUUUUUGUGUCUUUCGGGACCUCUUCAGUGGCAUGGUGAAGGGGAUUGGAUACCUCUGCUAUGCCACAAAACCAGAUUUUCAUGACAAAUUUACUCCUAAAUCUGUCCCUGGUGUCUUUAUGGGCUAUGCUACUACUCAAAAGAGAUAUAGAAUAUAUGACAUUGAAGCCAACAAAUUCAUAGUUUGCAGGGAUAUUGUCUUUCAUGAAAAUCUAUAUCUCUUCAAACAUCCCACGAGUAAGUUUCUUGCUACUUAUGAUCCAUCUUCUACUUCAUCUCCUUUCUUUCCCAAUUCUGCUCCUCUACCAUCUCACACACCUGACCACCAAUCCAUUUCCAAUGACAUCAUUCCCCUUCCUAAUGAUCCUGCUCAAUCUAGUAAUUCACCUAUUUGUUCUCCUGAUCCUAUUAAUUCUCUUCCCUCUACUGUUUCACCUGAUCCUUCUGAUCCUCCUCUUAUUCCUCCCAUUGAUCCUCCUACUGAUUCUUUGUUGCCCAGAAGAUCUGGUAGAACACUUAAACUAUCUAUUUGGCUAACUGAUUACAUUCACCAUCUUUUACCUUCAGCUUCUACUGUAUGCCUUUACCUCAUUCAUCACUUUGCUUCUUACUCUCAUCUCCCUGCUCAUUUCCAGUCUUUUCUUGCUUCUUUUUCAGCUAAUAUUGAAUCUACUUCUUACUCACAAGCCAUUAAAGAUGAUAGGUAG
Messenger RNA from Nicotiana tabacum (common tobacco), 1452 nucleotides. Lineage: Eukaryota; Viridiplantae; Streptophyta; Magnoliopsida; Solanales; Solanaceae. The record is from RefSeq and is a predicted model, not a curated record.